Rhinichthys klamathensis goyatoka is the source of this 3524-nucleotide messenger RNA. It is a transcript of the gene gabbr1b, whose product is annotated as gamma-aminobutyric acid (GABA) B receptor, 1b. Gene Ontology annotation, biological process: G protein-coupled receptor signaling pathway; gamma-aminobutyric acid signaling pathway. Lineage: Eukaryota; Metazoa; Chordata; Actinopteri; Cypriniformes; Leuciscidae. The transcript is spliced from 24 exons. Gene Ontology annotation, cellular component: G protein-coupled receptor heterodimeric complex; membrane. Gene Ontology annotation, molecular function: G protein-coupled GABA receptor activity. The record is from RefSeq and is a predicted model, not a curated record. The coding region runs from base 379 to 3369 and encodes 996 amino acids.
UUGUCAGUCGUUGUAAUCGAGCAAUACAUUUACGCGAAGCACAACUAUAUACCUUGUUUUUAAAUUAGUAUUUUUUUAUUUAGAAACAUUCGACUGUUAUUUAAUCCCCCGAAUAUUUGAAAGCAAUCUCGCACAUGUCGAAUCGCGACGCACGCAAUAUCGUACAAGAGCAAUUGCACGCGCACAGAGACAGUUGGUGGUUGAAGUUUAAUACGAAGCUGUGCGUAGUGAACGCCUAGCACGAGCAAUUAAAAGACCAUAUUUAUUUACCUGUCGUUUUACUACGCACACGUACACACACGGUGGUUAUAUCAAGCAUCCCUCAAGGACCAUCUCCACAGACCGUUCCCUAAAGAGCCUGCACGACGCAGUGGAAGAAUGGCCCUCACGUUUGUUCUUUCGUUUCUCCUCGGGUCUUUCUCCCUCACCAUAGCCUCACGUAAUACGACCACAGGUUGUGCUAUCAUUCGUCCGCCAAGAGAUGGAGGGAUCAGAUACAGGGGCCUGACCCAGGAACAGAUUCGUAGUGUUCAGGUGUUGCCGGUGGAUUAUGAAAUCGAGUACAUCUGCAGAGGGAGCAGAGUGAUUGUGGGACCAAAGGUUAGGAAGUGUCUCCCUGACGGCACUUGGACUGACCUGAACCAGCGCAGCAAAUGCUUGCUGCCGUGUCCGCGGGUGUGGACGUCUCUGGAGAACGGCCGUGUGACGGUGCACCCUCCAGGCCCAGCUGUGGAGGACACAAUACUUCACUACAGCUGUCUGGAGGGUUUCAUCCUGGUGGGCAGAAACAGCACACAUUGCACUAAGCUGGGCAAGUGGGACUCACCCAAACCCGUCUGCCACUAUGACAGACAUUAUACAGGCAAGAAGAAACUCUACAUCGGAGCCCUGUUCCCUAUGAGCGGCGGAUGGCCAGGUGGCCAAGCAUGUCUCCCUGCUGCCCAAAUGGCCCUGGAUUUGGUGAACAAGAGAACGGAUAUUCUUCCGGAUUAUGAGCUUGAAUUAAUCCACUAUGACAGUAUGUGUGAUCCUGGAGAGGCCACAAAGCUGCUGUAUGACCUGCUGUACACGGAGCCCAUAAAAAUCGUUUUGAUGCCUGGCUGCAGCUCUGUGUCCACACUGGUGGCCGAGGCUGCUCGUAUGUGGAACCUUAUAGUGUUGUCCUAUGGAUCCAGUUCACCAGCUCUCUCCAACCGCCAGCGUUUCCCCACCUUCUUCCGCACGCACCCCUCAGCCACAUUGCACAACCCCACCCGCGUGCAGCUCUUCCAGAAGUGGAAGUGGACCAAGAUCGCCACCAUCCAGCAGACCACUGAGGUCUUCACCUCUACUCUGGAUGAUCUAGAGCAGAGGGUGAAGGAGGCAGGCAUUGAGAUCAGUGUGAGGCAAAGUUUCCUCACGGAUCCUGCUGUGGCCGUCAAGAACCUCAAGCGGCAAGAUGCGCGCAUCAUUGUGGGACUGUUUUACGAAACGGAAGCCAGGAAAGUUUUUUGUGAGGUCUAUAAGGAGAAACUGUAUGGGAAAAAAUAUGUGUGGUUUCUGAUUGGCUGGUAUGCUGACAACUGGUUCAAGAUCAAAGACCCAUCCAUCAACUGCACAGUGGAACAGAUGACAGAAGCUGUGGAGGGCCAUGUGACCACUGAGAUAGUCAUGCUCAAUCCAGAGACGGUGCGAGGGGCCUCUAACCUGACCUCACAGGAGUUCCUAGCGCAGCUGAUGUCCAAGCUGGGUGGGAAAAAUCCAGAGGAAACUGGAGGGUUUCAGGAAGCUCCUCUGGCGUAUGAUGCAGUAUGGGCCCUGGCUCUGGCGCUCAAUAAGACAGUGGGUCCCUUGAAGGCAAAAGGCCGCAGAUUGGAAGACUUUAAUUACAAUAACAAGGACAUCACGGCAGAGAUCUACAGAGCCCUCAACACUAGCUCCUUCGAGGGGGUUUCGGGUCAUGUGGUGUUUGACGCCCAGGGCUCCAGAAUGGCAUGGACCCUCAUUGAGCAACUGCAAGGAGGAAGCUACAAAAAGAUUGGAUACUAUGAUAUGACCAAAGGCAAUCUCUCUUGGUAUGGGAAUGACAGGUGGAUAGGUUCUGGCCCACCUGCUGAUCAGACUGUGGUGAUUCAGAAGUUCAGAUAUUUGUCACAAAAACUCUUCGUCUCAGUUUCUGUUUUCGCUGGCUUGGGCAUUUUAAUGGGGAUCGUUUGUCUCACCUUUAACAUUUACAACAGCAAUGUCAGGUACAUUCAAAACUCCCAGCCUUACCUGAAUAACAUGACGGCAGUCGGCUGUAUGAUGGCUCUGGCUGCUGUUUUUCCUCUGGGAAUUGAUGGACUGCAUGUACGGAACUCCCAGUUUCCCGUGGUCUGUCAGUUCCGUUUGUGGCUGCUUGGACUUGGCUUCAGUUUGGCCUAUGGAAGUAUGUUCACGAAGAUCUGGUGGGUUCACACUGUGUUCACAAAGAAGGAUGAGAAGAAAGACAAGAGAAAGCAGCACCUGGAGCCCUGGAAGCUCUAUGCCACCGUGGGGGUCCUGCUGGUUAUCGACAUCCUGUCCCUUAUGAUUUGGCAGAUUGUGGACCCCUUGCACAUCACAGUGGAGAAGUUCACUAAAGAAGCACCUAAAGGAGACGUGGAUCAGUUGAUUGAGCCUCUUCUGCAGCACUGCAGUUCAGAGAAGAUGAAUACAUGGCUUGGUGUCGUAUAUGGCUAUAAGGGUUUGCUGCUGCUUCUGGGUAUUUUUCUGGCUUAUGAAACCAAAUCUGUGUCCACUGAAAAAAUAAACGAUCAUCGGGCUGUUGGGAUGGCCAUCUACAAUGUCUCGGUGUUGUGUAUGAUUACCGCUCCUGUCACCAUGAUUCUAUCGUCUAAGCAGGACGCCUCAUUCGCCUUCGCCUCGCUGGCCAUCAUCUUCUCCGUCUACAUAACUCUAGUUGUCCUCUUCGUCCCCAAGAUGCGGAGGCUUAUCACUCGUGGUGAGUGGCAGUCGGACCAGCAGGAGACCAUGAAGACCGGCUCAUCCACAAACAACAACGAUGAGGAGAAAUCCCGCCAGCUGGAGAGAGAGAACAAAGAGCUGCAGAAGAUCAUCCAGGAGAAAGAGGAACGUGUAUCAGAGCUGAGAAAUCAGCUGUCAGAGCGACAGGCCCUGCGCUCCAGAAAACGCCCCACCUCCUCCAAUCAGAACCACAGCUCACCUUCCAUUCCCACUCCUCUGAAUGAUCCCAAAUCUCUCCGCCCGCCACCAGGAUACCCCCUUCCUGCUUCUGACAACCACUCCCUCCCUCCCACCUUUUCCAACUCCUCCACCCUGUACCAGCCCGACGGCAAGAUCAACCGCAACAACUGUCACCCUGGACGACUGCAGCUCCUCUACAAGUGAGUCCCGGGACGCUGGAGGAACUGGUACGAAAUGCAAGCGGGGACACAGUGAAGUGGAAAGCAGGAAGAAAAAUAAGCUACCUUGAUUCGCGGGCCACAGUUUUCUCCAUCUCGCCCAGCAGGCAGCCUUUGUUUUUCUUUGUUUGUUUCCUUUGU